CAAAUGUUUGUUCAAUAAGUAUUUUGGUGGUCAUUGUAUAUAAUAUUUUUGCAGACGGAAAAGAAAGUUGGGCCAGGCUCUUGGUGAACAUUUAAACCGAAGGACUUGUCGCCAGGACCUAUUCGAGUGCGAAAGCAGGCAGCUUAGGUCCUGCAAGCGGCUGGAGUCGCAGCAGUCAGAGCUGAAUCGUCCUUUCCAGCUGAUUACGUUACCCUGGCAACCAGCAAGAAGUACAACAAACGAGCUACUCCAUUCGAGAUCCAUUCCCGCAAUCUGUGCAGCACUGCUGGGACAUCCUCACCUCACCUUCGACCUUGACGAGCAUACAAAGUGCUUGGAAGCAAUCCAUUUGAAAUGGCGUGCUCGGUGACGCCACAUCGGGCCAACCUGGUGCUGCAGAUGCUGCUGCAGGCCAAUACCUAUGUGUCCAUGGUGUGGGCCAUGAGCUACAUGAUCCACAUGCUCAUACGCCUGAAUUACUUGUGGAACCUGGAGGGCCUGUCCAUGCUGGUGGCCUACGUCCUGGCGGUGUCCGCUGAAGCGAUGCGCCUGUACGCCGGCUACUCUGUGAACCUGUGCUCUGGCGCCACCGCCAUGUGGCUGCUGCUCACAGUGACACCCUGCAUCCUGCUGCCCGCCAUGGUCUUCCUUCGCCUCGCAGCUGCCGGCCGCAGCUUAUGGCUACGGAUCAUCACGAACGCCGUGUUCGCGCUGAUUGCACUCGAGGUGAUCGUGUCCCUGGUGCACUUUGUCAUCUGCAAGCCAGGCGGUAGGAUGCCGCUGCACCUGGAAGAGGAGGAGCCGCCGGAGGAGGAGCAGCAGCAGUCCGCCAGUGUGGGAACGCCCACGAGCAGUGAGCAAAAGCGUCGCGUGCGACGCUCCCCAGAAUCGAAGUGAUGAGCUGAGCAGCUGCAGUUUAUAAGUAAGGCUCUGAGGUUUACUUGGACAUUGGCAUAAAUAAUAAAGUAGGUUAAGCUAUUUAAGCUAAG
Drosophila santomea is the source of this 989-nucleotide messenger RNA. RefSeq names its product transmembrane protein 17B. Lineage: Eukaryota; Metazoa; Arthropoda; Insecta; Diptera; Drosophilidae. The coding region runs from base 355 to 897 and encodes 180 amino acids. The record is from RefSeq and is a predicted model, not a curated record. The transcript has 3 exons.